AUGGAACCUAACGAAAGGCAGCAGCACCACCACCACCAAGACCAUCUCACUUCUCCUUACUACCUUCCUUUCCAUCACCACAACCACAUUCCGACCACCGUCUCCGCCGCCACUUCCGCCGAAAACUCGAUUCCUUCCUCCAACAAUGGGAAUUUGCAACCUCCCAACGAUGUCUCGUCCGCCGUUUACCCUCACUCGGUUCCGUCUUCGGCUGUGACGGUUCCGAUUGAUCCCGUCAAGCGAAAGAGAGGUCGUCCAAGGAAGUACGAUACGCCUGCACAAGCUUUAGCCGCUAAGAAAUUGGCAUCUUCUGCUAGCAAUUCCUCCGCCAGAGAGAGGAGAGAGCAAGCCGCCGCUGCUGCUGCUGCCUCCGGCGCUUCCCCUUCCGGUUCCAGAAAAUCCCUUUUGGGCUCUGUCGGGAAAACUGGGCAAAGCUUUACUCCGCACAUUGUUAAUAUAACUCCUGGUGAGGAUGUGGCCCAGAAAAUUAUCCUUUUCGCUGAGCAAAGCAAGCAUGAUUUAUGCAUUCUUUCUGCAUCGGGCACCAUCUCUAAUGCAUCCUUGUCCCACCUGGCAUCAGGAACCAGUGCAUCUUACGAGGGUCAGUAUGAAAUCCUCUCACUGAGUGGAUCUUAUAUUCGGGGUGAGCACGGUGGUAAAACUGGUGGCCUUAGCGUUUGUUUAUCUAGUUCAGAUGGUGAGAUCUUUGGUGGAGGAGUUGGGGGACUUCUACAGGCUGCUGGUCCAGUUCAGGUGAUUCUUGGUACAUUUAAGGUAGAGAGAAAAAAGGAUGGAAGAAAUGGUGUGAAAGGAGAUGACGCUUCGGGCAGCGGAAACAUGUUGCCUUCUCCUCCCGGCACAGAAUCUUUGCUUGGCUUCCAUUCUGGAAUGGAAUCUUCCAGAAGAAACCCAAACAAUGAACAUCAUGCUAUUAGUAGUAGUGCAUUGGGUAGUGGAGCUCAUUUCAUGAUGCAACCACCUCAAGGCAUGCACAUGACACAUGCCCGGCCUUCUGAAUGGGGCGGUGCUGGGUAUGAUUUGUCAGGACUCAGAGGAAAUGGGUCAUCAGAAAAUGGAGAUUACGAGUAA
Arabis nemorensis is the source of this 1089-nucleotide messenger RNA. NCBI's taxonomy places the organism in Eukaryota, Viridiplantae, Streptophyta, Magnoliopsida, Brassicales, Brassicaceae. The record is from the annotation of a GenBank genome assembly.